UAAUCUUAAAAAUUAUUAAAUGCUCAAUAAUAAAAUUUGAGUUACUUUAUUUGGCACGAUUCCUAAAGUGUGUAUUGCGAUAAAAAAAACGUUUUUCUAUACGUACAAGUAUGCAAGAAUAUAAAAAUCUAGCUCUAAGUAAUUAUUUUUUGUCUUAUCAGACAUACGUACUUAUUUAAAUACGGCUUUCAUUUUUUAGCACUCUGCAGCAACAACAAUUAUAAAGAUUGCGUUCUGUGUCAACGUUUGUAUAUUAAUAAAUGAUGUUAUAUUGAAAAUUUCUUUUAUUACAAUAUCUGACAAGGUUAUUCCAAAAGAUAAUUAUUAUGAUGAUAAAUAACAGCAACUGCAACAAUAUCAUUUAGAAAUUUCAACAGUCGGAGAUGUGUAGCGCUUAACGAUUGAAACCACACUGACAAUGAGUCUAACGACAACUUCGUCUGCGCUUGCGUCGAGCAAGGGAGAAUAUGUAAACGUGUGAUAGAAGCACAUGCAACGUUUAUACGAAGAAAAACAUUUUCAUAAUUCUUUUCUAAAGGUAGUGGUAAUGAGCCUAACUGAUAUUUGUACCGCAAUAUUAGUUACGAUAAGUGGAAAUUAUAUAUUCUACCUCUCUCUCGUGUUCUGAAUAAUUCUUUUUUUCUUAAGGCUCAAACAAAUUUAAGAGAAGACAAUAUUAAAUAUUCAAUUGCAUAUUAUUCUAUAGGGAAAAAAAUGAAGAGCCUGGUUCAUAUGUUGUUGAACAUUCGAAGAGAAAUGAUAUUGUUUGUGGAUCAAUAUUAUGAUAUUAAUCGAAAGUUAUUAUCAAUUGCGGGAUUGUGGCCGUAUCAAAAACAAAGAUUUAAACUUCUCCAAAUUACGUUAUUUCCCAUCAUGCUUAUUUCUUUUUUGACUGCUCAGGUUUGCUUGAAUUCACUCUGAUUCAAUUUUACGGUUAUAUUCAACAUUUGUUACGUAUACUUCACAUAUCUAAAAUAUUUCUUGUGCGCAUAUGUACACAUGUACAUAUAUUUCUUUAAAUUAAACAAUAGUAUAUUUUAUUUUUGAUAACUUAAAAUAAUGUUAAUAAAGUUAAUAAAAUUAACAGAAACAAGAAUGAACAAAAUUAACUUGAAUAAAUUGCCAUUUUUCAUUGUAAAAUAAUAUUAUUAAUGUAAAUAUAAAUAGUUAUUUUGCCACUAUUUUGUUUAUUAUUACACACAAUGUAUUUUAUACAUACAUUAAAUCUUUAAAUUAUCAUUUAUAGUUGGCAACAUUUACCACAUCAGAAUUCAAUGUAAAUAUUAUGUUAACAGUUCUGUCGCAAGCUUUUCCUUGUUCAAUAUAUUUCUUAUUCUAUAUCUCUUUUCUUCUGAAUAAUAAAGACUUUCCGAUGUUGUUACACAUAUUCAUAGAUCAUUUGAAAGUGCAGAUAAAAAUCUUCUUCGAUCUGAUUCAUCACGAAUGGAUGACAUUAAAAGCUGCAGAUGAAAUUGAUAUAUUAAGAAGAUAUGCUAAUUUUUCCAAACGAUUCAAUGUGGUAAUAUUUGUGUUGUUAAUGUUUAUUGUGAAUAUUUUCUGCUUGUAUCAAUUUUUUCCGGACUUUCUUGACGUUAUUAUACCGCUUAAUGAAUCUCGUGACCAUCAUCUCACAUUCGUAGCCGAAUAUUUUGUUGAUCAGCAAAGAUAUAUUUAUCCUAUUUUAAUACAUAGUCUAUUGGCUAUUUAUAUGGGAGUUAUCGCAGUACUUUCUACUGGUACUACACUUAUAGCAUUUCUAUUACAUAUCUGCGCAAUGUUGAAAAUAGCAAGUUAUCGUCUUGAAUGUGUCAAUGAUAAUAUACCACUAGUAUCUAAAUCUGAAAAAAAUAAUAUUAUUCGUGAAAGAAUAAUCAACGCUGUUAAUAUACAUCGCAGAGCACUUGAAUUUGCUGAAUCUAUACUAUCUAGCUUUUCGACUUUCUACUUCAUUAUGAUUGGUGUAGGUAUCUCAUCUUUAACCAUUAACAUGUUUCAAUUUAUGCAACUUAUGAUGUUUACAAGCGAUACGAACGGAAUGCUAGCAAGCGGCUUCUUAAUUCUUAGCCAUUUCACUUAUAUGUUCAUCGGUAACUUGGCCGGACAGAUAGUCACAGAUCAUAAUAACAAUAUUUUUAAUGCAAUGUAUAUUCUGAAAUGGUACACAAUGUCAAUAGAAGCUCAAAAACUGCUACUUUUUAUAAUCCAAACAAAUACGAAAACUUACUAUCUUAUUAUCGGUAAUAUUUUCGCCGCUUCUCUAGAAGGCUUUGCUACGUUAAUGAGUAUGACAGUGUCUUACUUCACAAUGAUUUACUCCACACGAUGACCACAUGAUAUACGAUACAGCAUUUAGUAGCUCAUUGUAGAGAAUUACACGCAUUCUUGAAGAAGUCGAUAUUUUUUGGCAAUCUGGUAUGUACCACAAUAUUUCCAAAUAUCACAAAAAAACAUUACUCAACAAAUUAACGUUCGCGAUAGCUUCACAUUUCAUAGUACAAAAUACUGAUACCAGCAAUAAGAGCAAAACCAUUAUUAAAAUAAAACAAUUCAACUUAAAAAUAAAUUUUAUUUAGAAUUUUAUUAAAGUUUCUAUAAUAAUAUCAUUUGUUAUAUAAUCUUAGAAUCUUUUGAUUAUUAACUAAAUCAGACAUGUAUAUAAAUUUAAUAAUAAUGUACGAAAAUGUUUAUAAUGCAAUAUUAAAAUUUUUUUCAGAGACUAAUAGCAAAUGAUCAUAUUUAAUGAUUACACUUGUAUAAUGAUACAUAUAUAAAUAUGUGGAUUUAUUAUAAUCUUAUCUUGCACAAAGUGGAAUAUAAAAAAAAUGUUGAGCAUAUUUAUCAUCGUUAAAACUCAUUAUAUUAUUUUAUAUUUAUUUAUCUGAGUUCUAAAAUUGUAGGUUUUUUUACCUAACCUUUCCAAUUAUUAUUGAAUUUAGUACUUAUUCUUUACGUAUAAUUCACAGUAAUUAAAAUCAAAAUGAGAUCGAAUAGUAUCUUUUUAAACAAAUUCGUAAAAGAUAUUUUUAAAGUGCUACUCGUAUUUUUUUACAUUAACAUUACUGUGAAUGAAAAUUUACCCGCAGUAACAACCAUGAUUGAGAAAAUUUGCUAUACUCUCUUUUAUUUAGAUUUAUCACUUCUUUUCAUAUAUAUGUAUAUAUAGCAAUAUGCUUUUUAAUAUAUUAUACAUACAAUAAA
Solenopsis invicta (red fire ant) is the source of this 3198-nucleotide messenger RNA. RefSeq lists its product as uncharacterized. Gene Ontology annotation, molecular function: olfactory receptor activity; odorant binding. The transcript is spliced from 8 exons. Gene Ontology annotation, cellular component: plasma membrane. Bases 1286 to 2326 code for a protein of 346 amino acids. Gene Ontology annotation, biological process: detection of chemical stimulus involved in sensory perception of smell; sensory perception of smell. NCBI's taxonomy places the organism in Eukaryota, Metazoa, Arthropoda, Insecta, Hymenoptera, Formicidae. The record is from RefSeq and is a predicted model, not a curated record.